CAUACAGGACUGAUUUUUUUAUCAAGAAAGCCGACGAUGUAUAUAUAUAUAUAUAUAUUUAAAGCAGUUGGCUGUUGUAUGCAAUUGUAGCUACAAAAUCUAAAGCUUGAAACCAAAAAAGACAUUCACUUUCAGUACUUGGGAUUCUGGGAAAGCAAAAGUCCAUGGAGGCCGGGAAGAAGAGAGCUGGGAACAUUAAUGAAAAGUCUGAAAGAGAAGCUCGGUACCGGGGGAUUCGACGGCGGCCGUGGGGUAAGUUCGCGGCGGAGAUACGCGAUCCGACGAGAAAUGGGGCGCGCCUGUGGCUUGGAACAUUUGACACAGCAGAAGAGGCAGCACGAGCAUAUGACCGAGCUGCGUUUCAUUUCCGGGGUCAUUUAGCCAUCCUCAACUUCCCAAAUGAGUACCAAUAUUAUAAUCAAAAUCAGGGUUCUUCAUUUUCAACAUCUUCGGGUACUUCCUUUCCGGCUUCCUCCUCAGCUGCUCAUGCAGGUACGAGUAGUAGUUUUGGCCAGCUAGGAGCUUCAGCCAGUAGUACUAAUGGAGUACAAGAAGGUGAACAACUUAUAGAAUUGCAGUAUUUCGACAGCAAGUUGUUGGAGCAGCUUCUUGAAACCGCUGAGGAUAGGCCAGGCCAGGGAAGAACAACUUAAAAUAUGGGUACUGAUUAUCUAUAAAAAAAACCGAAUAAAUGACUGAUUAAAAGCUGAUUGGUUUGAGUUCCAGAUGAAAUGAAAAUAAAGGGUUUUGAUUUUUGUAAUUGUUGUUUUUUUUCUCAAAUUCUUUGUUUGUUUUGCUCGGAUGAUUAUCAUUUUUUCAAAUGUAUGCAGUCAAAUAAAAUAUUGUCUAGAGCAAAGGGUUUUCAGCUUUCAUAUAUAUGGAGCUUCGUCU
Juglans regia (Persian walnut) is the source of this 891-nucleotide messenger RNA. Its product is annotated as ethylene-responsive transcription factor ERF098-like. Gene Ontology annotation, molecular function: DNA binding; DNA-binding transcription factor activity. NCBI's taxonomy places the organism in Eukaryota, Viridiplantae, Streptophyta, Magnoliopsida, Fagales, Juglandaceae. The record is from RefSeq and is a predicted model, not a curated record. Bases 165 to 653 code for a protein of 162 amino acids. Gene Ontology annotation, biological process: regulation of DNA-templated transcription; ethylene-activated signaling pathway. The transcript has a single exon.